Molecule: messenger RNA, 2589 nt
Organism: Eriocheir sinensis (Chinese mitten crab)
Lineage: Eukaryota; Metazoa; Arthropoda; Malacostraca; Decapoda; Varunidae
Product: neuralized-like protein 2
Exons: 7
Coding region: 68-1282 (404 amino acids)
Biological process (GO): intracellular signal transduction
Molecular function (GO): ubiquitin protein ligase activity
Source: RefSeq, a predicted model, not a curated record
AUCUCAUUGAAGUAUGAGUUGUAAAUGAGUUGAAUUGCCUACUAUAGGAUGCCUCAAGGACAGAGAGAUGUACAGAGGACCUACUAAGCUAUCACCAAAAAGUACAGUCUGUAACGCUUGUGUCAACACCUUAAAUACUUGGCAUGACAACCUUGAGGGAGAUGCAUCGAGUAGAGACACAGUAAUGAAUAGUCAGCUCCCUAACCCAUGCAAUCACCAAGAUGGACCACUGACGGUCACCGCCAUAAUGUCUAAUGGCUUCCAGGCGAUGACGUUUCACCCAAACCAUGGAGCAAACGUGAUGCUCUAUGACGACAACACUGUGGCUUACAGGAAAGCAAGUUUUGCCAAUGCAGUCACCAUUAGCGAGCGACCACUCCUGCCCGGUGAGAUCUUCUUGGUGGAGAUAGAGAAGACUGAGCCAGGAUGGACGGGCCAUAUGCGCCUUGGCCUGACCCAGCUGGACCCUGCCAGCCCCGAUCUACCAGAAUUGCCUCCUUACUCCUUGCCAGACAUGACCAAUAUGGGCAACUCGUGGAUCUGUGCAAUCACAAAGAGUCAGAACCGUGUGCAGCAGGACUCUGAAGGGGAAACUGAAGAGGAGGCAUCUGCUGCUGCUGCCGUUGCUGCUGCUGCUGCGGCUGCUGCUGCUGCUGCUGCCGUCACACCCACAACUCCAAAUGAGGGUCCAGAGGAGGGGGGGGGCGGGGGAGGCCAGGAGUGUGCCCCCGCCCCCCCCAAUGAGCAGGAUGGGGCACAACGGGAGGAGGAUGGCCUGGGGGUGUUUCAGCUGCGCAACAGUAACAGACGGCGGGGUGGGGGUGCAGGGGGGCGGGGCCUGGACUCCAUCAUGUUCGGGGAGUACCUAAAGACCUCCCGGGGCCUUGUGCCUCGCUCUGCCCUGCAGCCCACACCCUACGCCUUCACUUCACCCUCUGGCCGCCGGAUCACCCUCAAGCGUGACAACAUACUCCCUACAGACGAGGGCAGCAGGAUAGGAAUCAUCUACUUGCCCAGGGGUAACCUGGCUGAGAUGCACUACAUCAUUAAUGGAGAGGACCAGGGUGCCUUCACCAAGAAGCUGCCCUUUGAACAGGCACCGCUGUAUGCUGUGGUGGAUGUGUACGGCACCACCAAGCAAGUGCGCAUAAUCCAGCUUUAUGGAGUGACAUCGCUUAAAAGUGCAUGCCGAGACAUAAUAGUUAAGCACAUAGCCCAGCACGGAGUGAGUGCCCUGCCCCUGCCCAGAAAAUUAAAGGACUAUCUCCUCUAUGAGAGCUGAGGCACCCACACUGCCAGCCAGACAGACACACAGACAGAAGAGGGUAAGCAAGAAGCUGCAAGGGAGGAGAGUAAAUGAGAGAUGCUUGGAGAGACUCUUCCCCUCACUCCAUCCAUCCGUCCCUCCUCCCCCCCUCUAAAUACUGGAGGAAAACUACUAUGGCAGCAACUACCAACAGGGAGAGAGAAUGAGAGAUUGUGUUUUUUCUUAUAUAUAUUGUUACAUAUGGAGCUCUGUCCUGCGUAUGAAGUGAGAUGAGGAUCAUGAGUGGUGGUGAUUUUGCACCUGUAUUUAAGUGUUUUGUUUAAGUAAAAGAAAAUGUAAACAUACAUGUCAUUGUGCAUAAUUGUGACCAGAUUAUAUAUGAGGAAAAUAUGCAUAAGUAUUUGGUGUGUGUGUAUGUGUGUGUGUGCUGGAAAUUUUAUAGGCAAAUGAUGUCAAUGUUAAGUUCAAAGGUCACCCUUGUACAAGUUGUCAUGUUGAGGGCAGGGGUGAGACUCAACAGGAGGGUGUGUUCAGCUUGUUGCUGCAAUGCCACACUGAUGAGAGCUCUCCUAAUUAGGCCUUCUGUUGUUGUGUUGAUGUUGGGCCUCCCUUAUACCAAGUGUGUGAUGUGUGGCUGGCACUAGGGUCACAUAGUCUGUAGGAGUGUUUGCACAUGACAGGCGUGAGGGCAAGUGCUGGGGUGGCACUCUCUGUGAUAGAGGCACUCAUGGGGGCAGGGGUUGUGGGCAGCUGAGGCACCUCAGCUUCUCAUACUUAGACAGUUAAGUGUCUCUUGCAUUACUAACUUCUCUUUUUUUUAACUUCACCCAUCCUCACAGUACAAUAACUAACUCCACAUCUCUGUUUUUGUUAAGCUGUUGUUAUUUUGUUAUAUUUUUUUUCAAUCUAGCCCUAAUCUCUCUUACUUCAUUAUGUUACUGACCAGAUAUGCAGAAUCUUACUUGCCAUCCAAAUUGACCACAUAAAAACUAGUCCACAGGGUAGGGAACAGUGUACCAAAUUGUCUUCUCAUAGCACAAGGCAGCGGUGACUCACACCAGUGAGUCGCCUUUCUGUAAGGGAAAAUGAGCCACAUCAUAAGUGGCAUCCUUUCUUUGCCACAGGUAGAGAUGAUGGUGUUUUGAGGGAAGGUCAUUGAGGUCAUAAUGGUUAUUGUUGUUGAUGGUUGCAAUUGUGCACUGCAUGAUUGACUGUCAACCUUUAGGCAUGGCUGUGCCCAGACAAACUUUGCUGACCUUGUGUAUUAUUGCCCAUCAUCUUGCGUGCCAUUUUGUAUUUUGAACAUAGUUGCUGAAUUUUCA